AUGUUGAAGAAACUGAACUUGUUGUUCCGCCCACAAGUGGAAAGAAAACUGGGUGAGUCUCAAGGAAAUAAAGAAUGGCAAAGAGAAGAGUCUGGCAUCAGGUUGGUCCGCAGCACCUCCCUCUACCUGAUUGGAGAAAGUCACCAAAACCUGGGGAGCUCUUUGAAGCGGAGCCAGAGUGCAAUCAGUGUGGACUCCUCUAUCUACCACAUCAAGGCUGAAGAUCGGGUCUGGAUGUUCUCCAGGACACAGGACUGCCUACAAUACCUACAGGAUCUGAUAGUUCUGCGCCAAAAAUACCGGGCAGUCAGCAACCUCAACAAGCCGAAGGAGAAUAAGCCAGAUCCAUCCUCUGCAUCAACAAAACAUCUCAAAUCUGGCAAGGAAGUGUCAGCCUCCAAACACACCUCCAAAAAACCAAAAGACAAAUCUAAUCCUGCACCAGUACCAGCAGAAGCAGACACACUAGCAUACUUUGAUUCAGUUAUCGCAGAUUUUGAUCAGGAAAGCAAACUUGAAGUUCAACUUGCAGAGGACACGCACCUUGAUGUGGAUUUUGUUAUUGCCACCAGCACCAGUGAACACAGUUUGCAUUCGAACUGGAUCCUUAAGUCACCGAGAAGGUACUCUAUUGAUGUGGCGCAUUUGGCAAAGCUGGAUCAGCUGCCUCGAAGGCACAGUGAUGGUGUACGAAUGAGCUUCAAGAGAUUUGAGCGACGACCAAUGUACCUCCCGAAAUUGGUUGAGAGCCCAAUUCACACACUGAGAUUUAAACCGAAAGCGCGCAAUGAAGAUGACGAAUUUUAG
This is a messenger RNA of Carcharodon carcharias (great white shark), 807 nucleotides long. RefSeq lists its product as uncharacterized. The record is from RefSeq and is a predicted model, not a curated record. Lineage: Eukaryota; Metazoa; Chordata; Chondrichthyes; Lamniformes; Lamnidae. The coding region runs from base 1 to 807 and encodes 268 amino acids. The transcript has 3 exons.